This is a messenger RNA of Phaethon lepturus (White-tailed tropicbird), 675 nucleotides long. RefSeq names its product heparan sulfate (glucosamine) 3-O-sulfotransferase 2 (gene HS3ST2). Gene Ontology annotation, molecular function: [heparan sulfate]-glucosamine 3-sulfotransferase activity. The transcript has a single exon. The coding region runs from base 9 to 620 and encodes 203 amino acids. NCBI's taxonomy places the organism in Eukaryota, Metazoa, Chordata, Aves, Phaethontiformes, Phaethontidae. The record is from RefSeq and is a predicted model, not a curated record.
GGAGCCUGAUGCCACGAACGCUCGACAGCCAGAUCACAGUGGAGAAGACCCCCAGCUACUUCGUCACCAAGGAGGCACCACGGCGAAUCUUCAACAUGUCCCGGGACACGAAGCUGAUCGUGGUGGUGAGGAACCCGGUUACCCGGGCCAUCUCAGACUACACGCAGACUCUCUCCAAGAAGCCGGACAUCCCCACCUUUGAGGGGCUGUCCUUCCGCAACCGCAGCCUGGGGCUGGUGGACACGUCCUGGAACGCCAUCCGCAUCGGGAUGUACGCCGUGCACCUGGAGAGCUGGCUCCAGUACUUCCCCCUCUCCCAGAUCCACUUUGUCAGUGGGGAGAAGCUGAUCACGGACCCAGCUGGGGAGAUGGGCAAAGUUCAGGACUUCCUGGGCAUCAAACGGGUUAUCACAGACAAGCACUUCUACUUCAACAAAACAAAAGGUUUUCCUUGCCUGAAGAAGUCGGAGAGCAGCAGCUUGCCUCGCUGCCUGGGCAAGUCCAAAGGCAGGACUCACGUGCAGAUAGACCCCGAGGUGAUCGAGCAGCUUCGGGACUUUUAUAGACCUUAUAACAUCAAAUUCUAUGAAACCGUUGGGCAGGACUUCAGGUGGGAAUAAGCGUCUGGGAGCAGGGCCGUGGUGACACGAGGCUGCAGUCUUCCAUAAGGGGGGC